CGCGCGAGGACGAGUAGCAGCGGGAGGGUUUGCGGACAAAGCAACCGUUCGUCUCCACGCAAUUACACAGCAGUUUCAUUCCUGAAUCUGCGUUUUGAACGAACCAAGUGAAACCACGCUUCAGCGGACCAUUCAAGACUUGAAGCGAUGCUACACACAGACCGAUUGGUGUAUGACAUCAAAGACAUACAAGGAAGAGCAUGUCGAAGAGGAAGAGCAGUAAUUCAGGACUCACUCCUGAUAAGAGAAGCCGGUUAUCUCAACCCAACCCCGAAGAGGAAGAGGAAUCGGGCUUCUUCAGUUCAGGAGAUGGCAAAAACUCAUCAAAGAGUGCUGGACUUCAUCCGGAAAAAAUGAACUUAAGAGACCUUGAGAAGGAUAAAGAUCAGCUCCACAAGCGUAUCCAAGAACUUAAACGGAGCAUAAAUCAGGCAAACUCAGCUGACACACAGGCUCGUGUGGAGAAGAUGAAUCACAUUCAGGCUGAGCUGGAAGAUCUGAGUUUCCAGGACUCCACUCUGGCUCAGCAGAUCGAUCAGUUUAAACAGGCCUGUGCCGCUGCUAAAGAAAGGCUGAGUAGAAUGAGCCGUGAAAAGCAGGACCUGCUGCAUGCGAUGGAGUCUAAGCAACGAAAACUGGCUGCUAUGGAAGAGAAACGAAAGAGUCGUUUUGGUGAGCAGAUGCCGGCACUGCUGAGGGCUAUAGAUGAGGCUGACCGGCAGGGUCAAUUCAAGAGGAAACCUGUUGGGCCACUCGGAUUCUGCAUCCGACUGCGGGAUCCGGAGCUGGGUCUUGCAGUGGAGAGCUGUCUGAAGUCUCUGAUGUUAGCUUUCUGUUGCGAUAACCACGCUGAUGAGAGAGAGUUACAGAGAAUCAUGAGUCACUGCUUCCAGCGUGGCAGAAGACCUCAGAUCAUCGUCAGCACAUUUACCAACACACUCUACAAUGUCAGCAACAGGGCUGUCAAUCACCCUCAAUACCCAACAGUGCUCCAGGCCCUUGACAUUGAGAAUCCAGUUGUGGCCAAGUGUCUGAUAGACAUGAGAGGAAUUGAAACCAUUCUGCUCAUCAAGAACUCUGCAGAAGCGAGAAGGGUCAUGCAGGGUGGACACCCACCACGCAAUUGCAGGGAGGCCUUCACAUGUGAGGGGGACCAGGUCUACAAUAACCGUUACUACUCUUCAGACCAGAACCGAGUGCAGUACCUCACUAAAGAUGUUGAAGAGGAAAUCAGACAACUGCAGUCUGCCUUACAUUCCCAGAGAACGCAAUUGGAUCGCUUUCAGCAGGACGUGCAGCAGAUUAAUGAGGACUUAAAACAGAACCAAAUUCUUCUUUGCAGAGCCUAUGAAGACCAAAAGAAGGCCCAGGAGCGUUGUCAGAAGCUUCAGGCAGAGCUGACGGAAUUGCAGAAUGUUGAGGAACCACAGUCAGAGGACUUGAAACCUUUGGGGGAGGAACUGGAGGAGCUCAGCAGUCGGAUAAGUGUAUGUCAAGUGGAAUUUGAAGCUGCGCUGAAGCAGACGCAGACACACAAGGAGGAAUGUGAGGAGGCCGAGCAGCUUUGCCUGCAGCAGAGGGAAGCUUUUAACAGCAUCGCAGAGGAAGCUGAGCCCAUUAAGACAUCAGAUGAGAGCACACAGUCCCUGACCCAAACCCAGGCCAACACCACACAGCCCGGAUCUCCUGAUGCCCCUGAUGUGCCACCACUCUGCACACCUGAAGCUUCUUGCUGUCCUCCUGCUCCGAAAAGAAGGGCUGAGCCAGAUAUGACUGACUAUCAGCGCUGUGUCCUGAACGACAUUAGUAACAAGCCAGAUGAAGAAGAACAUUUUCUUUUAAGUUUAGUUGGGGCUUUGAGACGCCUUCCUCCAUGCAGUCGAUCUGAAGUUAAAAUUAAAUUCCAACAGAUUUUACAUGAAGCAGAAUUUAACAAUCAGUAAAACACUCACAUAGACAUACAUACAUACAGACACACACAAAUACACACAAAAAUUCCCUUUGAAAUGAGACAGCAAAUUAAUACAUAUGUAACAAUCAAUAACUUUUUUAUUAUAAGUAAUUUUUUAUAUGACAGUUUGAUUGGUUUAUAAAUCUGUACAUGAAAAUUGAUCAUUAAAAUAAUUAUUAAAAGCA
Ctenopharyngodon idella (grass carp) is the source of this 2136-nucleotide messenger RNA. Its product is annotated as structural maintenance of chromosomes protein 6-like. Gene Ontology annotation, biological process: double-strand break repair via homologous recombination. Gene Ontology annotation, molecular function: damaged DNA binding; single-stranded DNA binding. The record is from RefSeq and is a predicted model, not a curated record. Gene Ontology annotation, cellular component: site of double-strand break; nucleus; Smc5-Smc6 complex. Lineage: Eukaryota; Metazoa; Chordata; Actinopteri; Cypriniformes; Xenocyprididae. The transcript is spliced from 13 exons. The coding region runs from base 201 to 1943 and encodes 580 amino acids.